Capsaspora owczarzaki ATCC 30864 is the source of this 3247-nucleotide messenger RNA. RefSeq names its product GPI7 protein. The record is from RefSeq and is a predicted model, not a curated record. Lineage: Eukaryota; Filasterea; Ministeriida; Capsasporidae. The transcript has a single exon. Gene Ontology annotation, cellular component: endoplasmic reticulum membrane. The coding region runs from base 64 to 3159 and encodes 1031 amino acids. Gene Ontology annotation, biological process: GPI anchor biosynthetic process.
UCCAGAUCUGGCAGAUUGGGACCUCCAAAUUUGACCUUGCCUGAUCUUGGAUGCUGAGAAACAAUGGCUGAGAUUGCUUCGAUGCGGCUGCUCCGCUCCGGCGCGUCCCAUCCGCCGCGCAAUCCAUCUCAUGCAUUCAUCCCGAGCAAAGCUCAGCUGCUAGUGCGCGCUGCGUUGCUGGCGCUCGGGAUGACUCUGUUUGCGACCGGCUUGUUCCAGCUGCCAUCGCCGUCGCCAGCAGGCCGCUGGUCUGCCGAUCCGUUCGCCCACCCGACCCUGCGCUGUGCUGACGACGAGCCAGACUGCAUGAACUGGGAUGGCGGCGACCGUCCUGCGGCGUUCGAUCGGAUGGUCUUUGUCGUGAUUGACGCACUGCGCGCCGACUUUAUGCUGCCGUACCGCCGUUUGCCUCAAGCUGGCGAGCCAACCGACCACGCAGGGAGCUCAAGUGACGCAUCCAGUGCUCGUUGGGAGCCUGGGCGGGCCAAUCAUGCUCGAUUCCGUCAACUCAUCCAGUCCUCCAACCGGUCGCUGCCGUUCGUUGCCCAUGCACAGACGCCGACAGUCACGCUGCCGCGCAUCAAGGCGCUAACAACAGGCAGCAUCCCUGGAUUUCUGGAUCUCGCGUUUAAUUUUGGCGGGUCGCUGUCGACGAGCAACGGAUUGGAGCAACAAGCGACAAUGCCAACGCUCGAAUCUGCCAAGCUCCUCCCGCCGCUGCCUGCCAGCUGGGUGGAUGCGCUGGUGGAGGCUGGCAGAAAGGCCUACUUUUUUGGAGACGACACGUGGCUUCGGCUGUACCCGCGGCACUUUCGCCUGCACGACGGGACAACCUCGUUUGUUGUGCACGAUUUUGUGGAGGUGGACCAAAAUGUGACUCGACACAUCGUGCCUGCGGUGCUGGGUCUGUACGAUACAGGGCAUUCGAGUCUAGAUGCACACAACAUUCAGCGAAAUACCCAAGUACCCGCGUCGGCAUCGGCGUUUUCGGACGACGGCUGGCGCUGCAUUGUGCUGCACUUUCUCGGCGUAGACCACAUCUGCCACGCCGAGGGGCCAUCGAGCCCAACGCUUGGCCCGAAGCUCGAUGAAAUAGACGACAUGCUGUUUGACCUGCACCAACUACUGCUGGGAGAGGAUGCACGACAAAACACGCGAACAUUGCUGGUCGUGUGCGGUGACCAUGGCACCAAUGAGCGAGGGAACCAUGGAGGCUCCUCAUCGCUGGAGACAGAAACGGCCGCCAUCUUUUUAGGAUCUGGGCUGCAAGCUAAUCAGGGCAACUUGGAAGAAGCUGCGAGAUGGCGCGGAGUUUCCUUCACCAACGAUCAGCGCCAGCACAUUCGCCAGAUUGACAUUGCCGCGACGGUCUCGCUGGCCGUGGGCCUUCCUGUACCAUCCGGCAACGUCGGUGUUCUGAUCGAGUCGGUGUUGUUGGGCGGACAGUACUCGGAUCGGGAGUUGUGUUUCACCUCUGAUCUCCGGCCAAGGCUACGGCGUCUCAUUCGCGGUCAAAUAAGUAUUCUACGCCAGCUUUAUGUCUCCCUUGGCCGCACUGCGAAGGAUAUUGACCUGGCCCUGCAGAAUGAGGACUGGAAUUCAGACUGCUCCACGCACUUUUCCAACAGCACCUCUCUGCUCGAUUCUGCCAGGCGUGAACUUUACGGCAUUCCAACCCAGGACGAUCUCCUUUCAUUAAAGUCUUGUGAAUGCACACUGCAAGCUCUGAGAUUCUUGGCACGCGAUGCUUCUGAUGCCUUGGCCGCUGAGUCGCGACAAUCCAACCUUCCGAAUCUUGCCAUGGCUUGCUUGACGAUCAGUGUUGUUGCACUGGCAUCGAUUCGUUCCAUUUCUAGUGCGCCGCUGCUCUGGAAGGUGAUUGCAGCACUCCCAGUUCUUGCCGUGUUGGCCGAGUGUUUCCCGGAGCUCUCCGUUCAGCAAAUCGCAGCGUUCUCCUUCCACGCGUCGCUGUGGGUGCCGGCAAGCUUGUUUGCAGCUGCAGUCGUCUUUGAAAGGCUGGCCUUUGUGGUGCCUCCAGCAGACCCAUUCCCAGCAGACCAGGGCUGGAUUCGCAGUUGUGCGUCACACCUUCUUGCAGCACAUGCCCUCAGCCUCUUUUCGAGUUCAUUUAUCGAGGAAGAGCAUCAAACAUGGUACUGGCUCGCCGGCAUUCUCCUCGUUCUGCUCGGUCGAUCCAAUUCUAGAAUUUCGAUCGUCCGGCUAGCCUUUGCGAUGGCCCUGCUCAAGAUUGGCCGAAGCAUCAACCAGACUGGCGUCAAGUGGUUGCAAGUGCCAGACCUAGCAAGCGAGCUGCACAAUCCCCAAAAUUGGCCUGUGCUUCUCUGCAGUCAGGUUGUCGCAGGAUUGCUCCUUGUCACAGUGAUGUGGCGACUUUUAAAUCUCAGAGGGAUUUCGACGAGGCUUCACCAUCUGUCACACUGGGUGACGACUGUGGGCAUUUUUGGGCUGAUCUUGAUCCAGGCAUUUGCUCCCCAGCACGUGUCCGGGACCAUCCACAAGCUCCGGCUGUUGGCUUGCGUCAAGUCAGUUGGACUGGUGUUGGGGAGCCUGCUGCUGCCAGCUCGCGCGCAAUCGACGAGCAGUCCCAACAAGUGUGCCAUAUUGUAUGAGAUUAGUGCCGAGUUUCUCACGCACAUGCUCGUUCUGCACCAACGACCAGCCAACCUGAUUGUGAUUGCAUGCUUUCUCGCGUUGCUCCUCGCUCUCCAUCAGGUGAAGGACAGCAUGACUCGAUGCAUUGGACAUGUCGUGCUUGGGUAUGCGUUCUACUAUGCGUGUGGCAAUUCGAACGCCAUCGGCACAUUGGAUGUUGCGCGCUCCAGCAUUGGCUUUGACACUGACAGCCUGGUGGGACCUGGGCUGGCGUUGUUUGCAAGCACCUUCGGUCCGAUGAUGAUUUCCGUGCUAUUGGCUCUGGCGAGUGCCCGCUCGACCGACUCUCGCAGAUCUACCAUCCACUGCGUGAUGGUCUUCCACGCCCUGCACGUCUGCGCGAGUGUGACCUCUGUUCUUCUUCAACGUCACCACCUCUUCAUUUGGAGUGUGUUUGCGCCAAAAGUGGUGUAUGUGGUGGCGCUUUCUGUGGCCCAUCUUGUGCUGGUCGUUGUGCAUCUUGUGGUUGAUUCAUGCCACGAUUGAAAGGGCGAUUUAUCGUUCUAAAUCUUGUAUUUUACAUUUAUGUACACGAAACAUGCGGUUUUCCCUGCCCCGAUGCUCCUUGCUAUUA